This is a messenger RNA of Saccostrea echinata, 1395 nucleotides long. RefSeq lists its product as uncharacterized. The transcript is spliced from 6 exons. The record is from RefSeq and is a predicted model, not a curated record. Gene Ontology annotation, cellular component: nucleus. NCBI's taxonomy places the organism in Eukaryota, Metazoa, Mollusca, Bivalvia, Ostreida, Ostreidae. Gene Ontology annotation, biological process: regulation of transcription by RNA polymerase II. Gene Ontology annotation, molecular function: protein dimerization activity; RNA polymerase II cis-regulatory region sequence-specific DNA binding; DNA-binding transcription factor activity, RNA polymerase II-specific. Bases 1 to 1395 code for a protein of 464 amino acids.
AUGAGUGUCGACAACCAGGAAAAACAAGUAUCUAGCAGCAUAAAUAUUGGUGCGGAUAUUGGAUCUUUUGUGGAUUGUACCAACAGUGAAGUUGGUGGAAUUCCCCUAUCUGAAGAGCUUCGAUGUGCAAUUUCUAAUAUAGAGGACCUGGACGACGUAGAUAGCCUCGUAGGUAACAUGAUGAACUAUGUACAAGUUGACACUUCUCAUGACGAAGACCUAGAAUCUGUGGUAGAGCAGACAGGUAUUUUGUCGAAUGCCUCCAGCAUUGAUAAUCAUCACACGUCUGACCAAAACAAAGAAAUUGAAAAUUCUUCACAAGGAAAUAGAACCAGAAUUUUCAGUACAAUCAAAGAAGAAGAAAAUUGGAGGAAAGAUCGAAAAAAGAAGGACAAUCAUAAUAUAAUUGAAAGACGGCGCCGUUAUAAUAUCAAUGACAGAAUUAAGGAAUUGGCCACUCUACUUCCAUCAAGCGUGCCUCAUGAUCUAAAGCAGAACAAAGGAUCCAUUUUGAAAGCAUCAGUAGAAUAUAUGAAGGAACUUAUGAAAGACAAACAGGCUUUAGAAAAGUUGGAGGAAAACCAAAAGGCCAUGGAUUUAAAAUAUCAAAAGCUGCUCGUCAGAAUUUUCCAACUGGAAUUAAAGUUGAAAUUAUAUGGCCUAUCGGAGGAUUUGGAGCAUUCCAGGAUCAAAAAGAAAAAGAAGCCACAGAAGCGUAUAUCCGAAAUAAAUGCUAUGGUAGAUGAUCUUGUCAAACAAGGCAUGCCAGAAGUGCUCGAGCAAACGCCAAACAUUUCAACACCUCCUUGCAAGAAAACCAAAAACGAUAUUUGGCUGAGCAAUGACGAACAAAAGCUCCUUCCAUCAGUAAAGAUAGGUUUACGCCAACAUCUCAACAAGAAAAUGUCUGAAGGAGGACAUGGCUGUCAACAAAAUAAUGACAGUAUGUUUUACGUUGAAUCGACUAAUCAUGUUCAGCAUUCAAAGAAGCAGAAAAAAGAACAAAUCUCCACUCCAUCUCAUUCAAUUGACAGAAGCACAGGAGGAGCAAAUGAAUAUCAUGACUCCAUUUCAUUUGAGUAUACACUACAGAAGAACAAUGUCGUCAAUUCAGGUAGAAACGAAGAGGAGGAAAUCUUGGAAUUGUCAACGGAACAAUGCAGCAUUUUGCUUGAUCUGUUUGAAAACAACCCGAGCGGAAAAGAACCUGAACUAGAUGCAAAUUGUUUGCCUAAUCCAGACAAUGCUUCUGCUAGGGAAGAGUGUCUGUCGCCCUUAACUUCAACCUGCAACAUGUUGGAAAGUUUGCUGAGAAAGCAAGAUAUGAAACCAGAAUGUAGCUCAAAAUCGAGUGGCCUGGAGGAUUCUACUGAGAGCAUGACGGGGUUACGUUAG